AUGUCUCGUGGAAGCAGCGCCGGAUUCGAUCGCCACAUCACCAUCUUCUCUCCAGAAGGCCGUGUCUACCAGGUCGAAUAUGCAUUCAAAGCAAUCAACUCCACCAACUUAACCGCCGUUGCAGUGAAAGGAGUCGACACUGCCGUUAUCGCCAUCCAGAAGCGUGUUCCUGACAGUUUGAUUGUCGCCGACACCGUCACUUCCGUCUACCAAAUCUCGCAAACUGUCGGAUGCUGUGCGAUCGGAAUGAUUCCAGAUGCCAAGUUCCAAGUGAAACGCGCGCAGGGAGAGGCUGCUAGCUGGAAAUACAAGAAUGGAUAUGAUAUGCCAUGCGAGCUUCUCGCCAAGAAAAUGGCCGAUCUCAACCAGUAUUACACUCAGAAUGCUGAGAUGCGCAGUUUGGGAUGUGCUCUUCUCUUCAUCUCAUACGACGAUGAGAAAGGCCCAGAAGUGUAUCGUGUUGAUCCAGCUGGAUAUUAUCGUGGAAUGAAGGGAGUUUCAGUGGGAGUCAAACAAGUUCCAGCCACCUCAUUCCUCGAGAAGAAAAUCAAGAAGAAGUCAGAGUUGAACUCUACAGAAACUGUCGAACUCGCUAUCGAGGCUCUUCAGAACUCCCUCGGAAUCGACGUUCGUUCCAAGGAUCUCGAAGUGGUUGUUGUCAGCAAGGAGAACACCAAGUUUACAAAGUUGACGAAUGAUCAAGUUGAGCACCAUCUCAACCAGAUCGCCAACAGAGACUAA
This is a messenger RNA of Caenorhabditis remanei, 741 nucleotides long. RefSeq lists its product as uncharacterized. Gene Ontology annotation, biological process: ubiquitin-dependent protein catabolic process. The coding region runs from base 1 to 741 and encodes 246 amino acids. The record is from RefSeq and is a predicted model, not a curated record. The transcript is spliced from 3 exons. Lineage: Eukaryota; Metazoa; Nematoda; Chromadorea; Rhabditida; Rhabditidae. Gene Ontology annotation, cellular component: proteasome core complex; cytosol; proteasome core complex, alpha-subunit complex.